GAGUGAGUGAGUGAGUGAGUGAGUGUCGGCGCGCUCGCGCUGGUACACGCCGAUGUGCGACUCUUAUUAGUUACAAACACACUCUGCACUCUACUUUCCUUCUUCCCCUAAAACACGAAUGCAGGGCAGUGGCGAAGCACAGACUGGACUCCCCACACAGACCCGGUUAGAGUCCUCGGAUGAUAGAGAUGAAGAGGAUGAUGAUGAUGAUGCGGUACGCACGCGGACUGCAGUAACAGCAGCAGGGACAGACCGCAUUCCGGUAUCCAUCUCUCCACCUGAGACCCCGGUGCGAUGGCUUGUCCUCUCAGAUGAAGUGUCUGCUCUAGCAAGAGAGGUUUUCUGAAGAACAGCGGCUUGAGGAACCAAAAAUAAACUUGCACUGGAGUCUACAAACUGAGGAUCUUUGUUCUAUUUAUAACGUCUUGUCCUCUUCUUUGUUUGUCGCCUAUUUAAUCUUGUUCUGUGUCACUUUGUGUUGGCUAUGACGCCAUGUCUCAAACUGGAAAAGUCCUUCAUUUGUAUGUGGAGGUGAGGUCCACACCCUAGCAUGCUGGGAAUGGUAGUUCCUGUGAAACCUCAGUGGAGGAGGAUGGUCCGGUUGAGGCGUUUAACAAAUUAGCGCAGGCAGCACCUGCUAGCAGCGCACAAUCCUGUGGAACAUACAAACCAAACGUUAGCUUCCGACUUCAGCCCUCACACGAUUCCCGGGGUUCCCCACAAAGAUGCAGCAUUCCCCAGCAGGAGCCAUUCCAGCAGGUGUCCAACAACAUUGACAGUAAACAGUUGAAACAUGCCCACUCUUUAUCAUACUCUGGACCAGGGACUCCUUGUCGAGCCUGCAAACAUCACCAGAACACCAGACCAGAGGUUGGGCAGAGAUCGGUGGUCACUUUCAGAUACAUCGAGAAGCCUCACAUUAAAACCGUGGAGAGUCCUUGUAAGAGUCCCUGUGGGAUGAAAGAAGGGAGUUAUUUACACAAGAGGUGUAUUGAUCCAGUCUGUUCCGGGCCUGCUGAAUCUUCCUGCAAUAACAGUCAGUUUUACCAGCACUCUGGUUCUCCAGGAUUUCAUCAAUCUACUUUGGAUCCCAUUGGUCAAGCCUCAACGCAACGAGCCUUGGAAGAGUUUGGCUCCCCCCUGCUGAGGUGCAAGUUUGCUCGUGGGUCUAACUGGAGUCCGAAGUCUCUCCAGCAACAGAGGGCACGUUGCCAAUCCUGGGAAGGCUCAUCUGUGCCAAAUUGCAGUGCUUAUCGCCAUGAUCCUGGUCCAGGCAGGGUAGGAGCUAUGCGUGACAUCCCUAAAAGUUCAGGGUCUGGUGGUUUCUCAUCCCACACUGGACAACAACAGAAGUCCACAUCCAUGCCGCAAGGAUGCUCCAACCAGAAACUUUCUUCAAAACAAGACUGUUCCACUCCAGUCAGUCAAAAUUGGGAAACAAGUGCAAACAAGCCUCUGCUAGAGCAAAGGACCAGUUUGGCCAACACACCCACCGGUGGAUUGAACCAGCUGAGUGGAAGCAGUAACUCGUCUGCUCUGAACAGUCCUGAGGUUGUGCGUAGGAUCGCGGAGGAAGCCACCAAGGUUUCUACCAUUUUCAAUGAAGUCCAAAGUUCUCCACCACCUGCUGUGUUUGGGGGAUCUCACCUGAACAGCACAAACUAUGGGUAUCCAUCUAGAGAUAUCCAUCACGAGUCCCUACAACAGAGUCCGGUGCAGAUGGCUGUUAAAAUGAACAUACCUGUGCAUGAACCCCAACCACCUGACUGUCCUACAACCAAUGGGGUUCCUCCCCUCCAACCUGAAGCACCAGGUACCCAGCGUUUGGGUUUAGUUGAAGACUUGGCCCAUCACAUGUCUGGGUCUAUCCCAGUGGACAGUGCCCCUGAUUCCCCUGCCCUCCCUUCCCGUCUCCUUCGUUCAAGUCUGUCCAAAGCAGAUUUGGGUUCUCCGCUGCGAGAUCCGCGGCAGCUGAUAGCUGACCUGCUGGUCACGGAUAGCCCCACCCCGCACCGACACAAGACCCCACAGUACACUGGAGAGGAAUGGACCCCUAUUGACCCAUGGUUCCUAGAGGAGGAUGACUGGGGUGAUGAUGUCAUCGCAGAAAGUAUUGAGAUAUCCAGACGCUUGUUUAUUGGUCAGAAUGUCAACGAUUCUCCAGUCAGCUGGACGUCCAGACAGCAAUGGAAAGAGCAAGCAAAAACAGAAGUAGGGAAGUUUAGUUUGCCACAACCACUUGAAGGGACUUUAAAAAGUUGCAGAACAAGUGAAAAGGUUGAGGUGACAGACAGAGGAGGAAAGCAUGUUAGUGACUCAGUAAGUGGAACAAACCAUAGCCCAGUGGACAAAGUAGAGGGGAUGACCAUACUAACACAACAACAGAGGCAGACAGAAUGGAGGAAAAGGCAGGCUUUGCUUCUAGGGCCGGUGGUUCUAGAGGAGGGAGAUGGAGAGAGUGGAGAGCACCCCUGCCUGGCUGGGUCAUCCCCGAGUUCCAGCGGAGUGACGGGGAGCCUUGGAGACAGAGAUUGCAUCUCACCUGAGUCCAGCCAGAACAGCAACCAGUCAGAACAUCCCUCUUCAGGAAUACAGUCGGAUGGUGGUUCCGUGAUUCCAGGCCCAUCUCUGCACUGUCAGAAAAUCGCCCGCGCCAAGUGGGAGUUUUUAUUUGGCACUCCUGCAGAAAACACUGCCAGCGGACGAGAAAAGAAUGUUCCUGAACCCUCUACGGCUCCCCCUAGUGGCCACUCCACUCCAAUCCCACCCAUGUAUCUUCCCUUGAAGGAGCUGGCUCUCAGAGCCAAUCACGAUGUUCAUCAAGUGGAGGUUGAGCUUGUGACUCCGCCACCUGCUGCACCUGGUACCUCUCCCAAAACUGGAAUAAUUAGACGGACUUUAAAAUACUCAGAGACCGAUCUGGACGCCGUUCCGUUGAGAUGUUACCGGGAGACGGACAUAGAUGAGGUGUUGUUAGCCGAGCAGGAGGACGCUGAUUCAGCGUUUGGGAGCAACCGAAGUGUCAUGGGAACUUCCUGUGCCGAGAGCAGCCCGUUGCCAAACGAGAGAGCAGAUGGGCAGGAGGAAGAGGAGGUGGAGGAAGAGGAUGUUGCGAGCUGGGUGACUGUCAGGAUGCAGGGGGACGUGAGGAGGCUGUUGGCUGAUCAGGAGGUGGAUGAUGGAGAGGAGUUUUACAUCAUCAUGAUGAAGAGACCCCGUGAUCAUUUCAUUAAUGACCUACCGGCUCUCAAAUCCCCUCUUCUGCUCCACGGCCCCCGCAGGAAGUCUGGAGACAGUCAGGACACCUUCAGUCGCCAUUUUGAGAGUAUCAUGGAGUCUCACCGUGCCAAGGGCACAUCCUACAGCAGUCUGGACAGUCUUGACCCUCUGACCUCUAGCACACAGACCGUUCUGACCUUUGACCUCCCCACACUGACCCCUCAGGUUCAGGGUCAAAUCUAUCAGAGCGCGCGGCAGAUCGUUGAGCUCAGCUUCGCUCCUCUGGCACACGUGGAGAUGCCCAGCCUCUCAGAGUCGGCAAUGACGAUAACCUGCGACACUGACGCGACGCGGGCACCGUCCAGCGAGAGGCUGAGCAGCGGGUCUGAUGAUCGGAACAGGCAGAGCUGGCACAGCAAUCCUGCACUUUCACUGCCGAGAGAGAAGUCGGGCCGGUUCGCUGCAGAUGCAGAUCUGGAUCAGGAACUGAAUGAGCGUUUGUGUUUGGACAGCAAUGAAACUCUCAGUAACAGUAAUCGAGCCGACCUGGAAGCUGCCAAACGUCUGGCCAAACGCCUCUUUAACCUCGACGGCUUCCGGAAGUGUGACGUCGCACGUCAUAUGAGUAAGAAUAAUGACUUCAGUCGUAUGGUGUCCGAGGAAUAUCUGCAGUACUUCAGUUUUACUGGAAUGACUCUGGAUCAAGCACUGAGGACAUUCCUGAUAGAGUUUGCUCUGACGGGUGAGACGCAGGAGAGAGAGCGAAUCUUGGCACACUUCUCCCGCAGAUACCUGCAGUGUAACCCGUCCCUCAAACUAUCUGAAGACAGUGUCCACACACUGACCUGUGCCCUGAUGCUGCUCAACACAGACCUGCAUGGACAUAAUAUUGGCAAGCGGAUGUCUUUUGCACAGUUCAUUGGGAACCUGGAGGGACUGAACGGCGGUCAUGAUUUUCCCAAAGAUCUACUCAAGGCGCUGUACAACUCCAUAAAGAACGACAAACUGCAGUGGACAAUCGAUGAAGAGGAAUUACGGAAGUCGUUCUCAGAGCUCGGGGAGCAGCGAGGAGACUCGAACUCCCGAGCCGUGAAGCAGAUGGGCAGCGGGUUGGUGUCUCCAUCCGGUGCCCUUCUCUACAAGACAGGCUUCCUGGUGCGGAAGGUCCACGCAGACUCGGAUGGAAAGAGAACACCUCGCGGGAAGAGAGGAUGGAAAACAUUUUAUGCUGUGCUGAAGGGACUCAUCCUUUACCUGCAGAAGGGGGAGUAUCGGCCAGAUAAACAGUUAUCAGAUGAAGAUCUGAAGAACGCCGUGUCUAUUCAUCAUUCCCUGGCCAUCCGAGCCACGGACUACAGCAAACGACCAAACGUCUUCUACCUCCGGACGGCCGACUGGAGAGUCUACCUCCUUCAAGCCCCGAAUGCUGAACAGAUGCAGUCUUGGAUCACGCGCAUCAACACGGUGGCAGCCAUAUUUUCAGCCCCGCCCCUCCCCGCUGCCAUUGGCUCACAGAAGAAAUUCAGUCGACCGCUGCUGCCAGGCUCCGCCUCCAAACUGCCACAGGAGGAGCAGGUACAGGAACAUGAAGGUCGAUUUCGCUCAAUCUCCACCGAGCUAGCUCAACUUCGCUCUUAUCCACCUGACCGGAAGGUGAAAGGUCGUGAACUUGAAGAGUACCGCUUGAGAGAGGAGUAUCUGGAGUUUGAGAAAACACGCUACGAGACGUACAGCAUGCUCCUGCGUGCCAAGCAGCGCUGCGGAGACGAUAGUCUGUCUGUGUUUGAGGACAUGCUUCUGGAGGAGGGGGCGUUACAGAGAGCUCAAUCCAGCCCCACCUUACAGGACAGCAGCAUGACCUGCAGCACCAGAGACGGCGCGAGUCAGAGCGCCGCCCCGCAGGAUCCUCCUGGUAACAGCAACGGCUGCUCGCGCGGUCAGGGCCAAAGGCACAGCUAUCGGCAGGCCGUCCGGAAAUGAGCGCCACCCGCAGGAAUCAAAUGGUACUGGAGCGAAAGCGAGGCCUCUCAUUUUCUCGUGCGCGCCCUCCUGCUGCGUCAGGACGUGGUGUUGAUUCAGACUCUGAAUCUGACUCUGUGAUUGGCUGAUGGGUGGAGGAUGUCACAUAAGGUGCUAAGGAGUGUUCGGGACUCCUCGGAGGAAUGACAUACAAUAGGAAUGCAGGUGCCAUCCGUCAUUUUGCCUUCUUGGUUUGUCGGCGACCUCUUUAUCCCAUUGCGCAUUUCUAAGGCCGGCACAAAUCUGGGCCUUAACUUCGUUUGUAAAAUGCUAUUGAAUGAAACAUCAGUUUAUUUUCACCAUGCUGUGCGAAAAUGUCACUUGAAUAGUGAAGGGUCUGAUGCCAUUUGACAAGAACCUUGACCAGAAUGCUUCUUAUUUAUUUAUGGGAUUUUUUGUGUGGUGUCAUGGACCAGGAGACAAACAGAAAACAUAACUGGUCAUUGCAGAUCUAGUCGAUUCCUCACGUUGUUCUCCAGCAUUACUAUUUAUAUAAAAAUGCACUUGUGAUCAUUUCAAUCUAUUUAUAAUCGAUCUACAAUCUGUUUGCCCCAAAAACGUAUUUUGCACUGAACACGAGUAUUAUUACACUGCGAAAAAAUCAUUCCACUAUUUUUGUCUUUUCCAAGAAAACAUCAAAACAUCCUUGAAACACUUUUCUUUGGUUUUAGAGAAUAUAUCUUCGUAUUUUUUAUCCUACUAGAUCUCACAAACUUCAAUUGAUUUAUGCUUGAAACCAUUUCUUUCCCCCAAUAAUAUAAAUUCAAGAUGCAUUCUCUAAAACAAGAUGUGUGGCGAUUUUGCUGACGAGGAUGUUUUUAUGUUUCACUAGAUGACAAAAAUAUUCAUUUGGUUGCACUUAUACAGCGUAAUAUUUGUCUCUAAAUAUUCUAUAUUUGAUCUAUCUAACCUUGUCUCUGCAUCAGCUGAAUGUUUUCGUCCGCUGUGUUCGGCAUGGCUGACUAGUGACAAUCUCUCGUGUGUUUGGUAAAGCAGAAACUCAAUCCAGUAUAGAUCCGAUAGAAGAUGUGCGGCGUGUAGUUCACGAGCGACCCCCGCAGCACACUGAAUGUCAUUUUUAUUCCUGUUAAAUACAGUUAGUAAGUGUAUACAACGCACCUCCCCGUAAUGCUUAACGUGAUCGAUGAGACCGAGUGUGUGUGCGCGACACUACAGUAUAUCACCUAUAUAAGGAAUGUUUUUACAUGUAUAACGAAUGUGGUGUGUCAAUCAAAACUGCCACCUGCAAUAUUCAGCAUAGACCUGUGUUUGUGUGAUGACAUAGCACGCGCUUUCAGUGACACUGAGGAUUACUUGAAAUGGCCACUCGAAGCUGUCGAACGUACUGUGUUUUUCUACAACGGUGAUGGGAAUCAAAUACACAAUCUCAAGCUUUGUUCUUUAUCCGUUUCUUCUGCAAAGAUUGUGUGAUGUUGAGUAAACAACAAAAACGGUUCCCCAUAAUCUCAGAGCUGGCCACAUGAGACAAUACUGCAGUGGAUUGUAUUUACUAUAGUAAACUGUGGUAAAGUGUAGUAUACGGUACUGUAUUAUAUUAAGAGUAUUGUCAUUUCAUUUGUACGUUUUGUUAAUGUACACUAGUACUUGGAAACAUUACCAUGGUAAAUAUAAUAGUAUCUAAGAAUUAUACCACAGUUUACUAUAGUAAACACUCAAGGAUUCUAUGGUCAUGUGGGCGUCUUACAGUAGCUUGAAAAUGAAUGGAAUUAUUUUACUGUGUUAAGUCUAGAAAUACUAAAGAUCUGAAUUGUAAAAACAGCUAUAAAAUCUGACGAAAACGCAAGAUGAAAAUGAUAUUUUGCAUAUAGAAGUACAAAGAUAAAGCCUGUUUUUAGUGCAUCGUCAUUUCAUGAACGUUAAGCACAUGUUAUUCUGUAAAUGCUGAUUCUCGUUAAUGUAACACAAUAUAAUGAACACGAUGUCACAGUAAUGAUCUAAAGAUAGGCUUUAUUUCUUUGAGGAAAGUCACAUUUUGUGGCGGUGAAAUACUGUAUGACCCGGGCAUGUUGGUUCCAGAGACCGAAUCUGCUAUACUUGUACCGAUACAGCGCUGUAUAUCCGGCGUGCAUGAUGUUAUAAAUCGUUUUCUGUGUUUUUAGGUGAAACGCUGGAAAGCCAUUCUCUGCUCAGGUGUCAUGAGAACUAAAUGUAAAUGUUGCGACGCAUCUCGUCACCAGCAGAGAGAGUGUUCAGCCGUGCAGAUGUGCUGAAACCGCUUCGUGUCUCUAUGUGUAUUUAUUUGUUCUUUUGUUCGGACUGAGAAACACCUGUCAGGCAGAAUGUUGAUUUAUCGUCUCUUAUGCACAAACACACAGAAGCGGAUCAUGUUUUUCAGCGUCUGUCGUGUCCUAUGAUGAUAUCGAUGUCAUAUCAAACCAUGUUUUCAAGCAGCACCUGAAUGUACAUAAACCGCAUGAUUUCUUCUGCUCUCUUUUGCAUCUUGCGUCUUGUUCCGAGGUGAAUAUAAGCACCCGUUUCUUUAGUGGAUCGACUGUCAUGUUCUGGAUCUUGGUGAAGGAUUGCUGCUUGUUUGUAUUUCUAUAUGAGGAUGUCGUCCUGGAGAAAUUGAAACUGAAGGGAACACUGUUUUGUUUUCUCUUUCGUUCACAUUUGGUUCGUUUCUCUUUGUUUCUCUUUCAUAUGUUGUUCGCUUGUAUUAAGUUCUGUAAGAACCGUGUUUGUACAGCCUCUCUUUAUGAUGGCAUAGGGUACUGAAAUAAAUAACUAAAACUGUCAUGAAA
This is a messenger RNA of Triplophysa rosa, 8000 nucleotides long. Its product is annotated as PH and SEC7 domain-containing protein 1. The record is from RefSeq and is a predicted model, not a curated record. Gene Ontology annotation, biological process: regulation of ARF protein signal transduction. The transcript is spliced from 17 exons. Gene Ontology annotation, molecular function: guanyl-nucleotide exchange factor activity. NCBI's taxonomy places the organism in Eukaryota, Metazoa, Chordata, Actinopteri, Cypriniformes, Nemacheilidae. The coding region runs from base 958 to 5199 and encodes 1413 amino acids.